AUGGUUAGCGUUUUCUUCGCGAACAUACUAGUUUCACCUCCGAAUUCUUCCAGGGCUGCAUGAAUUGCAGCGAGCUCGGCGCGUGUAAUAGUGUUAGUGCAGCCAAAUCCAUUUGGGUUUACGUAGACCACACGGUCUUUAUGCCAAGCACAAGCCCCAGCCACUUGUAGUUCUCUACCGUUUUCAGUUGUUAUCUUGGAUACCGAGCCAUCGGUCCAUACAAUUUCCUCGGGGUUGUGGGCCAGCGGCAGUGUACGUUGGAAUUGUGUCCGAUUCAACCUCGGUGUCGCUGGAGCUUCGUCAGGCGUGACCAUAGUGGCAAUGUUCUGGGGCACGUCAGUGCCGAGUCCAGGCUCCAUCCCAGCUGUGCCUGGGGAGUCCAGUUCUCCGUUCGUCCAGGUGGCGAGUCGGCGGCAGAGCGGGUGGGUUAGCCACUGUGUGUGUGGGCUGCGCACAACGGCUCGGACGGUUGCCGAGGGGAGGGACGUCUGGUGCUGUGGUGCCGUCUUAUGAUCAGUUUGCCCCGGGUCGCGCCGGUAUCUGUGCAGCAGGGCAGCCACCGCCUCCUCGAAGGCCUUGGUCCGGUUGUUGCUGGUCCGGUUGAAGCUUUCCCAGAGCGUUUGAAGGCGUGCGUAGGAGACGAGUCGACCUCGAUGAAAAGAGGGCCGCACGUGGGGCAUGUGUUGUCUCGAGUGGCCCGGGCGCAGGUGCGGUGGGCGGCGCGUGUGCGGGUAGGAUGCCGGCGGGUUGGGCCGCUGUUGCUGUGUCUGCGUCUGUCGUGCCGGCCCCGUCCGGGUGGGGCUGCGUCGCGCGUGGGCGAGCCUGCAGUGGGUGCUUGAAGCAGCGCACGUCUGUGACCGUGGCGUAGCCCAUGCGUGAGAAGGCGGUGACUAGGCCAGGUGGGAUAACAGAUGGCUUCCAUUGGACCGCGAAGUAUGGCUCGCGGGUGUUGGUUGUGUCCUCGCCCGCUUUGCGUUUGCGUGCAAUUUCCUUAUCUGUGACAGUUUGUUGGUUUGUGCGGUACAGGAUGGCCGCCAGCUCCUGGCCAUCAUUAUCCAGGUCGUAGGUAAGCUGCGCAUCUCCGUUGGUGCAGUCAUCAGUAGGAGGGUGGACCAGGUCCUUGACUACACGUUCCCGGGCUAGUUUCCAGAGUGUUUGCUUGCCCCGCCAGUGAGACAGCCUGAGUGGUGCUGCGGCGUCGACAUCCAUUGGGUCCUCAGCGGCGGCCGCGGCUGGCUGCCCUUGGUGGAGAAGGUAGGUUUGCACGGCGCCAGUAGACGGCGUGGUCGCAUUCGCAGUGAGCAGAGUGGUUAUUGUGGGGGCCAGGGGCCGUUGCGUGCGGGUAACCGGGGUUCGGUUGUUGAAUGAAGGGGGGUCCCUUGGGUGGGGCUUGCAGAGGUGGUUGUGCCUGCUCAUGUCUUUUGCCAGGGCCGUGAACACUGAACGUGCCGUUUCGUACCCACGUGUGCCAACGGCCAGGCUUUCGUCUCCAUUUGUGAGGCGCAUAGCCGUGCUGAUUGCGGCUUUAUCACCGGAGUUUCUCGAGCUCCCGGGUGCUAAUCAGAUGGCGGCUCGUAUUGCGGUCGACCAAGUGGCUGAAUUCGAGCUGGAGUUCCGCGAGCGGGAGCACGUGUUCGACAGAGAGGGGUGCUGCCGCACGCGCUGCAGCUGCGGCGUCCAAAGCCUCGACAAUUGACCAGGUAGGUGGUGUGCGAGGCUCGUACCCGCCAGGCUAUGCUGCCGUGGCAGGAGGGCACGGGUAACCACGCCCAGUCGGCCUGUGUCGUUUAGAGCAAGGACAAGCGCGCGGUUGGCCACACGCGCGUACUGGGGUAAGAGUGAGCCCAGUCCUAGGCCAUAUUCAUCGAUUGGGAGAAGGGUGGUACGGGUAGGGAAGCUGCGUGGCAGCCCGUAGCACCGUUUUGCGUAACCGGCCAGUGCAGCGUCAAAGUUUGCGAUGUCCUGUUUCGUGUAUGGCAUCGCAGCAAAUGCAUAGGCGAUUGAGGUGUGGACGCAUUGCUGCAGCAUGCGUAGGCGUUGUGCCGGCGUGGCCAGUGACGUGGCUAUGGCCGUGCCCUUUUCUUUCACAGUUUCCGUGACGCGGGAGACUUGCGCCUUCCAGUCUAGUGAGAAGGUCUUCCAGCGUUGUGGUCAGGGCCGCCAAGUCGUCAGCGUACGCGGCGGCGCUGCAAUGGUACCGUGCAUUGUCCUCCGGGCUGAGGCAUCCGUAGCGGUAGCCCCGCCCACCUGCGUGGAGCCACCGCACAAGCGGUUCCAUGAACAAGAUAAACAGUACCGGUGACAGGGUGUCACCUUGCACUGUGCCACGUUCUAUUGGGAUGGCGGAUGUGCAUCCAUGUUCAGUACGAAUGCGGGUGGUGGCGUGCGCGUAUAGGUUGCGAACUGCGCAUAUCAGGUCGUCAGGCAGGCCCAGAUCGAACAUAAUCUGGAGUAGCCUGUCCUGAUCGAUUGUGUUAAACGCAGAGCUGUAGUCAACAUACACUGCGUAUACGUCUUUCCCAUACAGGGCAGCGUCCUCCAGUACAUGCACAAGGUUCAGUAUCUGCCGUUCCGUGUUGCAGUAGGCCCGGAAGCCCUCCUGUGAUUCGCUGAACAGCUGGAGUGGGCCUGCCAGUUCACCGAUGCCCAGGGCCUGGUGGCGAGCGUGUGCUGGAGGGCAGCGGCAGCAGCUUCACGCUGCGCUUUGGCUCGGUCCGCCACCAACUGGCGGUGUUGGGCUUGGCAGUCCUUUAUCUGACCUCGUAUGGCGGCAGCCUCUCCUUCCGUUGUUGUGUCUGGCGCUGCACCGCCGGCUGUCAGGUCUGCCGUGGCCUCGACCAUUAUGUCCUCCAAGUGGGCGGCAGCGGCGGCCAGCUGCUUCUUGGUGAUUGGAAGCGUCACGCGAGACCAGCGUGGGCUGUCUUCAGAUGUUGUUGCUGGUGGCGCUGCGGGCUGCGGUGCUUCCCAUAGGUGCAGCGCGUCAGCAGGCAGUUUUACGUGUACAGGUUUAUGGUCAAAGUUACCCGCGACUGUACUUACGUGCUCGUGUGGGCUGGGGCACGCGGUGAGCGUUGUCGUGCACAUGAGUAUGUCAUCUAUGCGGCUGCGGUGCGUUGUGACACCAUGUUGUGUUUGUUCAUAGGACCAUUCGCCCUCUGUGGUCAUGGUGCCUCGUGCGGGUAAUAAGCCAGUUUGUGCCAGAAAGCGUUGGUGUAGUCGGUCAGCAGAGUCAAGCGGCCCUGUGCGAUCUGCAGCGUUAGCUACAGCAUUGAAGUCUCCCGCCACAACCAGGUGUUGUUCACAGGCGCUGGUGUGUGUCAGGGUGGUCUGGCAGUAAUGGUAGAUGGCCUUGCGGAUUGCCGUGUCUUCGGGCGCGUAUACACCCAGGACUGUAAGGGGCGUGCUGCCCCGUGUGCGGAUCUGAAUGUGCGACACAUAGCCGUGUAGGGUGACUGGAGGAGUGUGGUGGGUAACACUAUUCAGGUUACUGUACCGUGUGGACACGGCAAUGGCGACGCCGGCGCUGCCUCUUUCCGUGGUGUUACGUGGAACAGAGCUGCAGUACAGGCGGUACCCUUCAUUCAUAAAGGCUCGCUUUAGUGGGUCGUGUCGGUGGCCAAGCAGCAAGAUUGCAGAGUGUGAAGCUCAGGUUUCCCGGGGCACCUGCGGCUGUUACUUGUGAGAGUAGGCCCCGUACGUUGUGUGUGACAAGAUGUAGUGUGCGGGCCUGUGUUUGGUCUGGGCUAGGUUGUGCGGUAGUUGUGUCUUGCCGUGCUGUUGGUGCGGUUUGCUGUCGUUUGAAUAGGUCGGUGAGCGUGUUUGUGCGCCCUGUCCAGCGGGCCAGCGCUGUCCCAUUGGUGGCGGUGGCGGCGGCCAGGGUACGUAUGGUUCGUAUUUGGGCGGUUAUGUUUGGGGCGAGGCGUUGGGCAGCAUUUGUUGUGUUGUUUGGGCUUGUAGCAGUGUUCCUUUGUUCAGGUUGAGUGAUGUCUAUUUCAAUGGGGGCAUUUGUGCGGUCUGUUGGUGCUGCUGUGGGCAGUGGCCUUGCUUCUUGUGGAAAGAUGUUGUAGCAAGGGCCGAGUGUAUUGCGCACGGCCUCCAUGUCUACAGUGGAGACGGUGCCGAGGUAGUAAAUAUGGCCUUCCAUAGCACUCCAUCCAUCGUCUUCAAGGAGAGUGUUGUGGAGUGGUGUAUUUUCUGAAUCGACUAUGCGCCAUUGGCCUGCCUCAAGGCGGACUGCAUAGACAUGGGGCCGGCUAUUCAUGAGGACAUUGAAGCCAAGGCGGCGCGCCUCACGUGGUAAUGCGGCGAGUACGGAGUCUUUGGAAUGAGGGGGAUCCCCUGGUGUGUCAAAAUGUGACACGGCGCAGCGCAUGACUAAACGCUUGUUGGGAAAAUCCGAGUUGCUGUGUCUGGCGGUAGCUUGUGUUUGAGAGCCCGGGGGGGUAGUGUAGUGGCUGUGGACGGGUCGGAUUGGCGGAUUGGGCUGUUGUUUGGCGGACAGCUGGCCGGGUCUCCCAGGCCCCCCGUAGGGGUGGUGACCUUGUGGGACCCGGAAGUGGGGUGUGUGCCAUGGUGGAGUGGGGUGCACUUGUGAGCCACAGGGCAGCCUGCCCCAUGGAGGCCGAGCCAGUGACCAUAGUCGGAACCCAUGCUUGCAGGGCGGUGACCGGCUGGUGGUCUGUGCAGAGAGAUGGGAGGUGUGUGUACAUUGCACACAAGGUGAUUAGCAUGGCUACUGUGCCUAUGACGGCAUUUCUGUAUGGCCAUAUGGCUGGUGCAUGCCGGCGGGCCAGGUGUGCGCUGUACAGGAGCAUUGCCAGGGCCAGAAUAGUGCCGUCAGUUGCAAUUGUUAGUGCGGCGAUCCCGAGUGGGAUGGCGGCUGCACUGUAGAAAAGCAUAAGGAAGCAGAAUGGAGUCAUAGCGAGGCUGAUGCAGAGCGGUCCAAUAAGUAGAGUGGUCAGCGCAGCCCCAUUGGCAUACAGCUCUGUUGCCGCUGUCGUCGUGUGUGUUUUCCUGCCAGCAGCACGUAGGUGUUUCAAGAGCAGGAAGGCAAGCAUGACAGUAGCUAGUGCCGUUGUGCCAAUUAUGAGAGCAUUCAGUGUAAGUCGUGUGCACGUCGCUGCCCAUACUAGGAAUUGCUUUAGGGGGGUGGAGAGUCGGCUGCAUGUGCCUAGGAAUAGCUUCAGCGUCACUGGUGGUGCCGGCUAGUCGUGUCACACUGUGAAGGCCCUCGUGGGCCACUUGCAGUGUACUCUCGACGUGGCGGGCAAUGGCGAGCCGUUGGAGUCUAGGCAGCCUCUGACUGCCGAUGGCAGUUAAAGCUAUACGACUGUAUUGUUUUCCAAGGGUAUGUGUGCUUGUUUUUAAGUCCUGUCGGUGCAGAGUGGAGGUGUUUUCUGGAUCUUUGUUGUGGGUCCCCCUUUCCUCAGUGGUAUUAUUAGCACGUUGUGUUAAGUAUUGAGAGCAUGAAUGGCUAAUUUGGGGUUGAAACUUCUUGUCCAACUUGGGCGAGGGAACUUGGGAAAUUUUCUUGUGUUGGAGCCCUUGUUUCUCAAGUUCACUGCUGCGUUCUUGGUGUAUUUGAUCAUCCGGAGUCGUCUGUGAGGCUGUGCCCGGGCAGGCUCCCAGGUCGAGUCCAUUGUUUGCCCCGGAAUGCCGCUCCCUGCCCUGCUUGGCGAGAAUGUCGCAAUUGCCUAGUAAUAUCAGCACCAGCAUCAGCCAGCCCCUGAUUCCUUUGGUCCAGCGUCCCGCCUUCGCUGGCAUGUGUCGCGAUCCCUGCUUCUUGCCCUCCACGAUAGCACCGUUUGUGAUAGUCUGAGUGUCAGCCGCCGAGCAAGGUGCCGUUCUGGUGGGUACACAAUUGCCGUCACGGUGCAGCCACGAGGGACUGACGGAUCGGCAAAAGGCUUUGCACACAGUGGUCCCCUUGCUCGUUUGGGCUUUAAAUAGAACGUCCAUAUUCUGCUGCGGCAUGCACAGCUCCUAUGUUCGCCUAUUUCACUUGUUCAGAAAUUCAAACCGAGCUCGUUGGUGUAUGUUGGGCGUAGUGUAGCAGUAUGUAUCUAAAUGUCUUUUA
Chlamydomonas reinhardtii is the source of this 6076-nucleotide messenger RNA. RefSeq lists its product as uncharacterized. The transcript has 13 exons. NCBI's taxonomy places the organism in Eukaryota, Viridiplantae, Chlorophyta, Chlorophyceae, Chlamydomonadales, Chlamydomonadaceae. The record is from RefSeq and is a predicted model, not a curated record. The coding region runs from base 322 to 513 and encodes 63 amino acids.